Molecule: messenger RNA, 1751 nt
Organism: Chaetomium strumarium
Lineage: Eukaryota; Fungi; Ascomycota; Sordariomycetes; Sordariales; Chaetomiaceae
Product: major facilitator superfamily transporter
Exons: 5
Coding region: 172-1710 (512 amino acids)
Biological process (GO): transmembrane transport
Cellular component (GO): membrane
Molecular function (GO): transmembrane transporter activity
Source: RefSeq, a predicted model, not a curated record
GCCGAUCCCUCCUCGAUGGGGUGUCGGUUGGUUCCCCGGCGACGGCUUUUUCUCUCAUCGUGAUUCUCUUUCCUACAACCUUCAGGACAUGACCGUCCCUGCUUCCGUUUCUCUCUUAAAUACUACCUCUCCAACGUUCGCGUCACUUGAUGAACCCUGGGGGUUCCGACCAUGAGCGAAGCCGACUUCUCUGCCGCGGCGAACGCGACGCCGGCAGGCGCGGAAGAAGAGGCCAAGGCGCCACCGACGAACUCCGAGGAAGACCAACAACGAACUCGUGUUGCAGUCCUCACGGCCGCUGACCCGAUUGAUCCCGCGGUCGAGAAGCGGUUGAGGAGGAAGUUUGACUGCUCCCUGCUGCCUCUCGUCUUCGUGGCGUACUUGCUUGCCUUCCUGGACCGUUCGAACAUCGGGAACGCUGAGACGGCGGGGAUGAGUGCUGACUUGGGUUUUGACGAUGCGCACUUCCAGUGGCUGCUCACGAUAUUCUACAUCCCAUACAUCCUCUUUGAAUGGUGCGCUUUGAUGUGGAAGUUGGUACCACCGCAUAUCUGGGCUGGCAUCACGGUCAUGACAUGGGGUCUCGCAUCGACUCUUCAAGCGGCGGCCUUCAACUGGGAGGGCCUCAUGGUCUGCCGCUGGUUCCUGGCCAUGGCCGAGGCCGCCUUCGCCCCGGGCGUGCCCUACCUCCUCAGCUUCUUCUACCGCCGGAACGAACUGGGCCUCCGGUGCGGCAUCUUCCUGUCGGCGGCGCCGCUCGCCACCACGUUCGCCGGCGCGCUGGCCUCGGCCAUCACAUCCAACCCGCAUAUCCGGCUGGCCCCCUGGCGCCUGCUCUUCCUGGUCGAGGGCCUCCCCACCCUGCUCUUCGCGCUGCUCAUCUUCCUCCGCCUCCCGGACUCCCCGGACACGGCCCGCUUCCUCACGCCGUCCGAGAAGGCUGUCGCCCGGUCGCGCGCGAUCCUGCAGUCCGGGCAGGAAGGCCAUGGCCGGCUCGGCACCGUCGACCUCGGCGAGAUCCCGGCCGCGCUGGGGAGCCUGUCGACGGUGCUCCCUGCGCUCAUGUACUUCAGCUGCAACGUGUCCUUCUCGUCGCUGCCCGUCUUCCUGCCGGCCGUGCUGAGCUCCAUGGGCUUCUCGUCGCUCUCGGCGCAGGGGCUGACCGCGCCGCCCUACUUUGUGGCCUUCCUGGUCUGCAUCGGCACGACGUACCUCGCCGACCGCACCCAGCAGCGCGGGCUGGCCAUCGCCUUGCUGUCCGUGAUGGCCGCGGCGGGCUACGUGCUGCUGGCCACGGUGCGGUCGGUCGCGGUGCGCUACCUGGGCGUAUUCCUCGCCGCCGCCGGCGUGUUCCCGGCCAUUGCGAACAUCCUGCCGUGGACGCUCAACAACCAGGGCACCGACACCAGGCGCGGGGCCGGCAUUGCCGUGCUCAAUAUCAUCGGCCAGUGCGGCCCGCUGCUGGGGACGCGGCUGUUUCCGGCCGCGGAGAAGCCGUACUACGUCAAGGGCAUGGCGGUUUGUGCUGCCUUUAUGGGGUUUAAUGCGCUUCUGGCGGGGACGCUGAGGUGGCACCUGGCGAGGAAGAAUCGAGCGCUUGAGGAGGCCGAGGCGGCUAUGGCUGGAACGGCUCACACGGGGGUGGACUUCGCUGCGGCGAAGGGGCCGGUUGAGAUGGAAGGCACUGUGGGAUAUCGCUAUGUGCUUUGAUACGACUAAUAGAUGUCGGUGGAUCUGCACCUAACAUUGCU